AUGACCACAAAGGCUUGGCUCCUUGACAUUUGCCUUAUGGUGUUGAUUGUCAUUGAAACCUUGUCCCAAAACUGCAGUCAUCUUCGUAAGCAUCUUCUGGAAGAUAACAAGGAGAACUUAGCAGUUCUAAAAAGUCAAUUGGGAUCGGUUUUUCCUCUACAAUGCCUGAAUGAUGUGAUCAGCUUUUCAUCCCAACCUGAAGAAGAAAACAUCCAAAAUAUUUUUGAACUCCAGAAAGAGAAUGCCACAGUAGCCCUCCAUGAAAUCCUCCGACAGAUCCUUUGCCUCUACAGUCAAAACCAUACCAAAUUGCCUUGGGAUGAGAAUUCCAUUGGCAUGUUAAAGGCUGGACUGAGUCAGGAAAUCGCAGAAUUGUCACCAUGUUUGACUGAAGACAAACAAGAUAUCAGGGAAGCAGUGAAAACAUAUUUUGAUCGAAUCCAGAGUUUCCUAAAAGAUGGGGAGUAUAAUGGGUGCGCCUGGGAAGUUGCCCAAAUUGAAGUUAGUCGAUUUUUCAUGGUGAUGGAGCAGCUCAUCAGAACACUUCAUACCAAAGAAACUGUUUUGAUACCUGAAGUAAAAGAGGUUGAAGCUGAGGCUGAGGCUGCGGCUGAGGCUGCGGCUGAGACUGAGACUGAGACUGAGACUGAGACUGAGACUGAGUCUGAAAAUAAGGCAUCAGAAACAUGUCUGCUCCCAGGGAUAUUCGGUGAGUAG
Molecule: messenger RNA, 717 nt
Organism: Anolis sagrei ordinatus
Lineage: Eukaryota; Metazoa; Chordata; Lepidosauria; Squamata; Anolidae
Source: RefSeq, a predicted model, not a curated record